GCACAUAAAACUUGUUUUCAUAUUUAUGAGCUCAGUAAGCAAGUUCAGUUUUUUUUUACUGAGAUACACUAUUGUUCCACUGCAGGAUGCAAGUUACCCUUCAGAACAACUCUUAAUUUCUGGAGAAAAGGUGAACAAUUACGUUCCUUGUAGAUGCCUCCCCCCUCCUCAUGAAACACAGGACCAGAUUUACUUUAUAAAACAGAUCGAAUCAUUGGGAAAUGCUUGUGGAACUAUUGCUCUACUCCAUGCUGUUGGAAAUGCAUCUUCCAAAGUCAAUUUAGUGGAGAAUUCAUGCUUGGACUUGUUCUUCAAAUCAACUGCUACCAUGGAUGACCCUCAUGAGCGUGCUGUGUGUCUGGAGAAGGAUGAUACAAUGGCAAGGGCUCAUUUACUUGCUGCCAAUGAUGGUGCCACUGAGGUACUGGUUUAUUUGCAUAUGUGAACUGGAAAUCAAUCUGGAAAACAUCAAAGAAUAAUAACUGUCGAACGUAAGGCUAUGCACUAAAUACAGUUCAUGAUGUUCCACUAUAUUUUUCUUUAGUUAGCAUAGUUUCAAGGUCUGAGCUGAACUGUGCUGUGCUGUGUGCAUUGACAACAAAGUAAAAUC
Molecule: messenger RNA, 610 nt
Organism: Zea mays
Lineage: Eukaryota; Viridiplantae; Streptophyta; Magnoliopsida; Poales; Poaceae
Product: ubiquitin carboxyl-terminal hydrolase 3
Exons: 4
Coding region: 26-445 (139 amino acids)
Biological process (GO): ubiquitin-dependent protein catabolic process; protein deubiquitination
Cellular component (GO): cytoplasm
Molecular function (GO): cysteine-type deubiquitinase activity
Source: RefSeq, a predicted model, not a curated record